CAUCGGACAGUUUUAUGCAACGGACUAUCAACAAAAAAUAUGGCGUCUUCACUAAACCCAUGAUCAUAACUCCACUCGACGUUAUAAAUGGGAGGUGAAAUAUUUGGUCGUUGUUAAAGAAGAUCAUCAGAGCUGCAGUGAAGUCAUGGUGCUGAAGAUCUUCUUCCCUCAGUGCUGUAACCGGGCCGACAGCGGCCUGCUGGUCGGUCGCUGGCUCUCCGGCCAUGACUCUGCCGUGGUGCUGGCGGUCAUCCACUACCCAUUCAUCCCGGGACAGGUCAAACAGUACAUCCAGCAGAUCCAGGCCCGCAGUGGGGUGGAGCUGUCGGUGCUGGGCUCAUGGAGUCUCCCCAAAGAGGGGCAGGAGGGCAUGGAGAGCUUCCUCAGAGACCUCAGCACCAUCUUCCCCCAGAAGCGCUGGCUCCAGAUCAACCGUGAGCUGGGGAAGACCGGCUUCAACUGCCAGGUCCUCAGCCGGGAUCAGAAUGGAAGAGUAAUUCCACGGGAGAUUAAAAAGAAGGCGGAUAAGAUUGAUGGCGAGGCUGGAGGUGAUGGAGAAAAGAAGGGGAAAAAGAAGACGAAAAAGAAGGAGGAGGAGAAGGAGAAAGAAAAGGAGAACAAGAAGGAGAAAGAAGAGGAGGAGGAGAAGGAGAAAGAAAAGGAGAAAGAAGAGGAGGAGGAGGAGAAAAAAGAGGAUGAGGAGGAGAAGGUGAUCUUCGUCCACUACGAGCAGAGGAAGGUGAUGCUGUCGCAGCUUCACCCCAUCGAGAACGGCGUUUCAGACCCAGCAACGGACCCAACCUCUGAGCUGAGACAGAUGUUCCGCUCGGUGGCCCUCAGCCAGCCUCUGUUCUUCCUGGACCGAUACGACGACGGGCCCCUGAAGUCCACACACUGGCAGUCUGAGGGUCGAGAGGCCAGCAUCAUCGUGGAGCUGCUGAAACACUCCACCCUGCCGCUCUGCGUGCUGAUUCGCUGGCUGCUCAGCAUCUGGACCUGGAUCUGUGACAUCCGGGUCUUCAGUCUGUCCCCGCUGCGCUUCCUGAGCAGUAAGCUGUCCACCUGUGUGCAGCUCAGCUACAGGACGGAGCACAUGAGGACGCUCAGCUCGCAGAAGCCCGCCGCCGGACACACGGAGUUCAUGAGGAAGGCGAACAUGGUGGUGUCGGUGCUGCUGGACGUGGCUCUCGGCAUGCUGCUCAUGUGGUGGCUGUACAAAGACAACCACAUCAGCAUGUUAGCCAACACACUGGUGCCUGCAGCCGACCACGUGGCCAAAGAGCUGGAGGAGCUGCUGCAGUGGCUGAUGGGAGCUCCUGCCGGGCUGAAGAUGAACCGGGCCCUGGACCAGGUGCUGGGCCGCUUCUUCCUCUACCACAUCCACCUCUGGAUCAGCUACAUCCACCUGAUGUCCCCCUUCAUCGAGGGCAUCCUGUGGUACGGGGGUCUGUCGGCCUGCUUCGGCCUGACCUUCGCCCUCUCGCUGCUCUCCGACAUGGUGGCCCUGCUCACCUUCCACAUCUACUGCUUCUACGUGUACGGAGCCAGGCUGUACUGCCUGAAGAUCUACGGCCUCUCGUCUCUCUGGAGGCUCUUCAGGGGGAAGAAGUGGAACGUCCUGCGGCAGAGGGUGGACUCCUGCUCCUACGACCUGGACCAGCUCUUCAUUGGGACCCUGCUGUUCACCGUGCUGCUGUUCCUGCUGCCCACCACAGCGCUCUACUACCUGGUCUUCACUCUGUUGCGGCUGGUGGUGGUGCUGUUCCAGGGCGUGCUCCACCUCAGUGUGGACUUCAUCAACUCCUUCCCUCUGUUCGCUGUGGCGCUCCGCAUCACGCGCUCCUACAGACUAGCAGAGGGUGUAAAGUUCAAGGUGCUGUGUGAAGAGCCCGGGACGGCCCUGCACCUGCUGAUGGAGAUUAACCCUCUGAAGAGCAGCACGGUGGUUCAGUUGUACCGCACCCCGACGUACAGCUGUUACCCCAAAGACUCGUGGGCGGCCCUGGCCAAGAAACUGUUUGUUGGGGAGCUGAUUUAUCCGUGGAGACAUAAAACCACCAAAACCGACUGAGAGAUGGAGGGGAUGAGGGAACAACAGAAAGGGAAGUGACUGAUUAAAUAAUGAGAUGGAAGGAAAGAGGGGGAAAGGUGAAACAAGAUGGAAAGGUAAAAAGAAAUGUGAGUUGCGCUGCUUUCAUGUUAAAUUGGAAGAAAGUUACAGAAAGUGUGUGUUAGCAAGAAACUGCCAGUUCAGCACACUUGGUCAGGUUGAAGAAGAAGAAACAUGUUUCUGAGCACAGAGAACAAGGCGGUGUAAGCCAACAAACUUAAAAACCAGCAAGUAGUCACGUCCUGCUGCUGUAAGAACUGUGAUCAUAAGAUGACUUUCACUACAUGGGGAAAAUACUUUUAUUUUCCAUCAUUUUAGGAUUUGAUAUAGGGUCAGCUGUUUUCUUUUGUUGUAGAGGCCAUAAAUUAAUAAUAAUAUGAGUAUUUAAACCCCUGUACUAAAUGUAUAUGCAUUCCCACAAAGAAAAACGCCACUAAAGGACCAAAGCUAUUUGUGUUAUGUGGUUUAAGUGUGCGACAGAAAGAUGAAUUACUAAUCCUUAGAUAAGACUUAAUAGAAAAAAACAAAUUAGAAAAAAACAAGCAGAUGACAGUACAUUGCUUGGCUUUUGUGCUGGUGCACCUGCUUCUUAAAUGUAACGUAAAUGUCCAUUUCAAGUGCCAUAAGCAAAUAACCCAUAGUGAUGUACCACUCACUAUCACAAACAUGAAGUACAAGCUGUUUUUCACACUCCAUGGGCUUUCCUGUAAAACCUACCUAGUUUAAAGUAGUUUUGCACAGGGAACCAGGACAAAAAUAAAACCCUCCCUACAACACUCCUUAGUCAUGAAAUACCAGAAUGUAAACAUUUGAGUUUUUAUUACCCAUGACUUUUACUCCAGCACCAGCCUCUAAGCACCAUUGAAGCUUCUGGAGGGAUUCUAGAAGUACAGUGAGACUGACUUUUAGUGAACUGCAGCCAAUGGACACCGCUUACUCUAAUGGGAUAUUGCCAACACAUGUCGCAACAGUAACUCAAGUAAAAAAAGAGUCAUCAAAUCAGGCUCCAUAUUUAAUGCGAAAAUCCAAUUCGACAGCAGUAACCACAGGUUUCUUUUUAAAGUCUGCAACAUAGAGGCGGGAUUCCUCUCAGUAAUCAGGUAUUUAUGCUUUAACUGCACUGAUCAUAUAGAUUGUAUAUAAUUAAAGUAUUAGCAAAAGUCUACCUAAAUGAUACUAACUGGAAAAACUGAUUUAUAUUUUCUUUGUAAUACUUUGUGUUUUGAUGUAUAAGAGUGUAGUCUAAAAGAAUGAUUAGUGUUUUAUGUGUUCAUUUGUUGCCAUAUUUCGCAGUUAUGGAGGGAGUUACUGUUCUGUUAUGGUACGAAGCAAAUCUUUAUUCUGCUCAGGGUGAAUUUGUCAGCGUUUGUCUUGUUAUUUCUAAUAUAUGUGCCUAUUCAUGUCAUUUGUAAUGAAAUGUGGUGUCAUUCUUUGUAACAAUGAACCUAAUCCAUCUCUGAUUGAAAUGAAACUAACCAACAGUUUAGAAUGAGGUUUGAUGUCGGCCUUGUUCUGCACAAACUGUAGGUGAACGAUACAUAAGCUGUUGAAAGUUAAACAUUUUUCCACUUUUUAUAAAGCUAGGCAAUGAAAUGUCCUCUGCCUGCAGUCUUAGUGCUGAAUUAGAAUUAAAAACAAAUGUUCACUCUCUUUAAUGUGAAUUAUUUCUGUACUUUAGCACCAAUUUGUUAAAUUGUCUAAAUGUGCAUUCUUGUUUUUGUAACCUCUUAUUUGAUCAUCUCCUACUGAUCUGUACUAAAUGUUCCAUUGCCAUUUAAUAAAAUCCAUGCGUAUUUAAUAUA
Trematomus bernacchii (emerald rockcod) is the source of this 3912-nucleotide messenger RNA. It is a transcript of the gene pigq, whose product is annotated as phosphatidylinositol glycan anchor biosynthesis, class Q. NCBI's taxonomy places the organism in Eukaryota, Metazoa, Chordata, Actinopteri, Perciformes, Nototheniidae. The transcript has 14 exons. The record is from RefSeq and is a predicted model, not a curated record. Gene Ontology annotation, cellular component: membrane; endoplasmic reticulum. The coding region runs from base 146 to 2071 and encodes 641 amino acids. Gene Ontology annotation, biological process: GPI anchor biosynthetic process.